GUAUAUUUGUGAUUAAAUUUGACAAAUGUAGCAUUAGCUUCCAUUUUCAACGAAUGAAUUAGAACAUUUUGAAAUAGAGCACACUCAUGGUUCACUAUCUAAAUUUAAACCUCCCGUUUAUAAAUAAAAGGAUCAAUUGAUAAUCGAUAAAACCCAUACUGUCCAGUUAGAUCAUGAGAUUGAUGAGGAUGUGAAUUCUAAAUUUCACUUUACAGUCAUAAUGGUAGCAAUAUUAUCUGGUAAUUUUGGAUUGGGCUACUCUUUGCCUUACUUAUCGAUGUCAUUUUCUACAGUGUUUUCUUAGAUUGAAUUAAAGGGAUCAGAAACAUCUGAAUAAGGAUUUUUUAGUGCAAUUUUGUCUAUUGGUUGUCUUGUUGGUGCAAUUUUUACGAAAUUCUUAUUGAAAUACACAACUCGGAAUUAAUCACUCAUAAUCGCAGAUUUUUGUGGUUUUUUAAGUAUUUUUGCAGUGAUUCCAAACCGAGAAGUUAUUUUAACAUUCCGAUUUUUUUAUGGAGUUUGCAUCGGCAUUUAAACCAUCAUAAUGCCCAUAUAUUUAAAGGAAUUGUGUCCAUAGAAAUACUAUGAUAAGUUCUCAGUAAUGUCAGGUUUCUUUGUGGGUGGAGGGUUGCUUUUUGCAAAUUUCAUGGGCUUAGGCUAUAUAAACAGCGAUUUGAGAGGAAAGGACUCUCAUUAUUGGUAGAUUGUAUUUGCAAUUCCAGCAGUUGUGUUCUUAUUCCGAUUUACAGUAUUGACAAUUCUGUAUAAGAUGGAUAGUCCAAUAUCAUUGAUAAUUAAACAUAAGCCAAUAAAGGCAAAAGGAAUAAUAGCAUAUAUUUAUUAACCAGUGUGUGUUGAAUAAGCAUUCCAAAAAAGUUAAUUAAGAGUUUCGUAUGAUGAAGAACAUAAAGAAGGCAUAAUGAGUCUGUUUACGAGAAAAAAUAGAAAGACAUUAGCGAUAGGUUGUGUCUUGAUGUUUGUUUAUACGUGGUGUGGAUUAUUUGCCAUAUUCUCAUAUAGCUCUCAGUUUUUUGCAUCUAUGUCAGAUGGAGAUGUGACUUUAAAUACAUUCUUUACACUGAUUUUAGGCAUUGUAUAAUUUACCCCUGCUUUCAUAUCAUCAUUUGUUUAUAGAAAAUGGGGAAAACGAAUUAUCCUAUUGUCAGGAUUAUUUUUUAUGAUAAUAUGUCAAAUAUUAAUAAUUGGCUUGAGUUACACUGACGUUAUGGCAGCAGUAAUAGUAAAGUUUAUAGUAAUAUGUUUGUUUUCAUUUUUGUACGCUUUAACAUUGGGUCCAAUCACUUGGUCUAUGACUCCUGAGAUAAAUUCAAGUGAGGGAACUUACUUUUGUUUUGUGACUCUAUACGCCUGGCAAUUACUGGUCUUAUACAUAUUCCCUUUCAUGCUCAGUAGUUUGCAGAUGAGUGGAUCUUUUGUAGUAUUCGCAAUAUUAACAGUCAGCAGCAUUUUAUUUUUUUACUUUUCUGUAAAGGAGACAAAGGGAUUGAAUCACACGGAGAUAGAUAAGGUAUAUGGUAAAGAGGAGAAAUGA
Molecule: messenger RNA, 1552 nt
Organism: Paramecium tetraurelia
Lineage: Eukaryota; Ciliophora; Oligohymenophorea; Peniculida; Parameciidae
Exons: 3
Biological process (GO): transmembrane transport
Cellular component (GO): membrane
Molecular function (GO): myo-inositol:proton symporter activity
Source: RefSeq, a predicted model, not a curated record